Messenger RNA from Rhizoctonia solani, 3504 nucleotides. Its product is annotated as Zinc finger FYVE domain-containing protein 16. Gene Ontology annotation, molecular function: metal ion binding; guanyl-nucleotide exchange factor activity. Bases 1 to 3504 code for a protein of 1167 amino acids. NCBI's taxonomy places the organism in Eukaryota, Fungi, Basidiomycota, Agaricomycetes, Cantharellales, Ceratobasidiaceae. The transcript has 8 exons. The record is from RefSeq and is a predicted model, not a curated record.
AUGGGAAUAGAGCGUCCUCAUUUUUCGACGCUCAAUUUGGCUCGUUCAUCAGACUCGAGUACGCCAUCCACACCCAAGUCAUCUUAUAUCGCCAAUUUGCCACCGGAGUCUCCUACCUCCCCUCUUGCUCCCAGGUCACCCUCUCCCGCUGGUCGAAAUUCACAAACACCCAGUACAUCACGCCCACCCUCUCAGCUUCGGAUUCGUGAUUCUCGUCCACCUUACCUGCCCUUUCGCCGAAUAUCCCUCCCCUCAGCACCAGCACAGAAGCGGGACAGCGUAGCAAGCAUAUUCAGUGUCGACUCGGUCAAGGAGCACGAUGAAAAUGAGAGUCCAUCCCAACCAAACGGUCAGGCUAGUGCCAGUUUGCCAACCGACUCCAGUCUACCGGAUUUGGGUCUCCCUCUUCCUCCUCCAAUUCCAGCAUCUAGGACUCCCCUCAGCUCCUCUCCAUCUCGCCGCGUAGUUAUAAUUGCACCACCAGCUGCGAGUAAUGUUCCUUCGACACCAAGCCGAGUACGUCCCAGACCGAUAUCUGCUCAAAGCUUGGCAAAAGGCUCGAAUCAUAGUCCGGGAAGACUCAUUCAUCCGGGAUCCAAGUCCAGGAGAACAUUACUUUCGAAGCCCUUGGCUGAGGAGAAGGUUAGAGAACGGGAGGAAAAACGACGUCGGAUAGCCAAGGAACUGCUGGAUACGGAACAAUCGUAUGUAGACGGGCUGGACCUUGUUUACAAUCAUUUCUUGGCACCGCUCAUCGAAUCUCUUGCAACGGCUCCCCAUCCACUCGUAACACCAGCCGACCUGGGCGUAAUUUUCCCCGGAUUCAUCGACAUAUUGAAUUUUAAUCGCUCUUUUCUCUCAGAACUCCGUUCUAUCUUGACCCCACUUCUAGUGACUCGCUCUGUACCGAUCCCAAUCCCAGGCUCUAAUCCUUCAUCAACAUCACUUAUCAGCCAACAACAACCAGUUCCUAUUUCUAGCGCUUCAUCACGCCCAAGCCUUCCGAAUGAGGCAGGGACCUUUAUUCCGCACGAGCCAUCUACUUCUUGGAAUUCCCGCCUUCAUCUCACUUCUGAAUCUCAAGCUUCCCUCCAGCUCGCGGCAUCUGCUAUUGGUUUCCCGCUUGACGAUUCGUCUUCUAUACAUGCGAGGGGAGCUUCGACAGCCUCUGAGAACACGGAGCCCACACUUCUGCCGAGCCUUGUCACUGUCCUUGCGCAACAUGUACCCUAUCUUCGACUUUACAAGCCUUUUGUGACCGGCUUCCCAGCAAGCAUGGAAAGGCUGGCCAAAUUGAGUGCAAAUGAAUCAUUCCGAAUCUGGUUGAAGGAGAGAGAGAAGGAUCCUGCUUGUGGAAUGCUCGGUCUUCGAAGCUGGCUGCUGAGCAUUGUACAGCGAUGUCCAAGGUACUUGCUACUCGUCAAGGACUUGGAAAAGUCUAGCGAUGAGGCCGACGAAGGUUACAAAGAACUUUCUUCUGUACUCGCCCUUCUUACCAAGAUCACCAAUGCGCUUAAUACUUCUCUUGCCGAUCAUACUGCGGUGCUAGCACUACUCGACUUGCAGCGCAGCACAUCAAGUCUUCCUCCAGGAUUCUCAUUUGUUGCACCGGGCCGCUCAUUAAUCCGGCGUGGUCGCCUACGAAUGUCGGGCCAAGAGGUUAGCCAAGGGGGUGUCAUGAGGCGGGUGGCAGGCACUGAGAGCGAGCGGGAACUCCUACUUUUCUCGGACUGCGUGGUUUGGCUGGAGAGGGAACUAGAGUGGGGUUUGGUUAGUGCUUCCAGUGCUGCUGGAUGGGCGAGCGCGGCAAGCGGGAAUAAAUCCGGUGAUUCGGCGGGUAGUGGAAAGCCCGGAGGAGCGGUGCGACAUAGUGCAGUUGGCCCUAUAGGUCUUGGGAAGCCGAGUCAAGCCUUGAAAAGGCCUUCGAUGGGUCGAACGAGGAGUAAGAGCGAGGCGGAACUGCCGACCCUCAAGAGCCAGAAUAUGGGGCUUGGGAUGACACCAGAGACCAUGAGGUCUACUUCGGGAUCUAGCAGUGCGUUUGUGACCCGAGAGACACCUGCAAAACGAGAAUCUCCACCGAAACGCCCGCCUCCGAAACCCCUGACCACGAUGGAAGGCAGUAUCUCCAGCGAAGAGCGCUGGCGCUUCCGAGGGGUGGCUAAUCUCAUGGAUGUCGAAGUCGUUGUUUCUCCGAGGAAUGCAAUGCAGAUCGAUUUCUUGAGCCCAGAGGGAAGUUUCGCGCUGUAUGCUUCGACAUAUGAUGAACGAGAAGAGUGGAUUAAUGCCAUUCGAUCUUCAAAAGCCACACUCUUGGCGACUUUCAAUAUAACUCACCCCGAUUCUACAUUGACAAGCUCAAGUUCGACGACGCACCUACGAAGGGUACUCCAAGCACUACCGUAUCCUCCCGGAGAAGCGACGAUCCGAGGAGCUCGAGAACCCGGCCCGCCUCGGAGGAGUAUACUCGGAGGAAGAAGUCGGCAUCGUCAACGUGAGCCAGUAGUGGUCGAAGAUAACGAGGAUGCCGAUACAGAGAAUUCGCAGCCCGGUCGAACUGCAUUUGCCAAGCAAAGCAGGAGCGAGAAGCAAAAGGAGCGCCGGGGUCGGGUCGAGCAUUACGUUCCUCCCAUAUGGGUUCCCGACCGGGAGGCCGAUGCGUGCAUGCGCUGUCAGGCUGCGUUUGGCUGGAGAAGGAGACGGCAUCAUUGUCGGAUUUGUGGCAGGGUUGUAUGCGCCUCUUGCUCUUCGAAGAACUUUUUCGUUAUGGAUCCGUCAAAACCCGAUGCCUCCAAGUCUCGCAAACCAGAGCGAGCAUGCACAUUAUGUUACGAGGCGGUGUUUCCUGUUAUACAUUCCUCGACGGACUCGAUUAACAAUAGUGCUGAGCGUGGGGGCACGAUCAUGGCGCUACGUCAAUCUCCCGCCCGCCCACGCAUACUCGAACAUUUGGUUUCAACUUCGCCCAUAACUACUCCAGCCAUUGAACGACCGAUGAACGGCGCACUCGAGGCAUCACCUUCAAGCCCUACCAUGUUGACCCCUUCGUCAGUCACACCUUCUGGAGCAACGGAAUUAAGUUCCGCAAGUUCUAAAUCGGGAGCAAGAUCUGGCGCCAAGCCUGCACAAAUCACGAGUUCGACGACCGAGCGCACCAUCAGGUCCCUGGAUAGUCAACGCACCGUUCAGCCUCACGUAUCGAUGGCCAGUGACCUCUCAUCUAUGACUUCAGCCUCUCAAUCUCCAUCUCGACCACGGUCACUGGAUGUCGGCAGACGGUUUGCAGCGGCUUCAGCAUUUGUCCAUACCGCCGGGGUGACGGCAAGGUCCAAGGUGAUUGGAAAGGGCAAGGGCAGACGGGUGUCGUUAAGGGCUGGCGCCCGAGAGAGGGAGAAUACUGUGCCUUCUAUACCCUCUCCUAAUCGCCAGGAUUCGAUCGCAACUUUGGGGCGCGGCGCGGCGGCGCAACAGUUGAAUGAACUUUUGGGAAGAAGCCCUCAUUGA